GGCAGCUUCCGGGUCGCCUGUUUGGGGUCCUGACUGGAGGCUCGGCGCCAGUCAACAUUAAAAUCUAUAAAAACCGAGUAAAUUUAUGAAAUAAUCCGUUAAAUCGAGUCGUUAAGGACGUUUGGACCUUCAGUCGUUCAACCAUGAAUCUGGAGCUGCUCGAAUCGUUCGGGCAGAACUAUCCAGAGGAGGCAGAUGGGACCCUGGACUGCAUCAGCAUGGCCCUCACCUGCACCUUCAACCGUUGGGGGACGCUGCUGGCUGUCGGCUGCAACGACGGACGCAUCGUCAUCUGGGACUUCCUGACACGAGGCAUCGCCAAGAUCAUCAGCGCCCACAUCCACCCCGUCUGCUCCCUAUGCUGGAGUCGAGACGGACACAAGCUGGUGAGUGCUUCAACAGACAACAUCGUGUCCCAGUGGGACGUCCUGACAGGAGACUGUGACCAGAGGUUUCGCUUCCCAUCACCCAUCCUCAAGCUGCAGUGUCACCCCAGAGACAUGGACAAGGUCCUGGUGUGUCCCAUGAAGUCGGCCCCGGUGCUGCUGACUCUGUCCGACUCCAAACACGUGGUCCUGCCGGUGGACGACGACUCGGACCUGAACGUGGUGGCGGCGUUCGACCGGCGGGGAGAAUACAUCUACACGGGCAACGCCAAGGGGAAGAUUUUGGUGUUGAACACAAACACUCAGGAGCUGGUGGCUUCCUUCAGAGUCACCACUGGAACCAGCAACACCACCGCCAUCAAAUCCAUCGAGUUCGCACGCAAGGGAAGCUGCUUCCUGAUCAACACGGCGGACCGGAUCAUCCGGGUGUAUGACGGCAGGGAGAUCCUGACCUGUGGCCGCGACGGAGAGCCUGAACCCAUGCAGAAGCUCCAGGACCUGGUCAACAGGACUCCGUGGAAACGCUGCUGUUUCUCCGGAGAUGGCGAGUACAUCGUGGCCGGUUCAGCCCGGCAGCACGCGCUCUACAUCUGGGAGAAGAGCAUCGGGAACCUGGUGAAGAUCCUCCACGGGACCAGAGGAGAGCUGCUGCUGGACGUCGCUUGGCAUCCUGUCCGUCCGAUUAUCGCCUCCAUCUCCAGCGGCGUGGUCUCCAUCUGGGCUCAGAACCAAGUGGAGAACUGGAGCGCCUUCGCUCCCGACUUCAAAGAGCUGGACGAGAACGUGGAGUACGAGGAGAGAGAGUCUGAGUUCGACAUCGAGGACGAAGACAAGAGUGAACCAGAGCAGACAGGUGCAGACGCUGCGGAGGAUGAAGAGGUUGACGUCACCACCGUCGACCCUAUAGUUGCUUUUUGCAGCAGUGACGAGGAGCUGGAGGACUAUAAGGCCCUGCUCUACCUGCCCAUCGCCCCGGAGGUGGAGGACCCCGAGGAGAACCCCUUCGGCCCCCCGCCUGACGCCGCCUCCCAGACCGCCACGCCAGAGGAGGCGUUAGCCGGCGGGGACAAGAAGCGCCAGCCGUCAUCUGAAGGAGGUCCGGCCAAGAAGAAGGCCCGCACCACCACCAUCGAGCUGCAGGGGGUCCCCAGUGACGAGGUGCACCCCCUGCUGGGAGUGAAGGGGGACGGCAAGUCGAAGAAGAAGACGGCCGGCCGGCCCAAAGGCUCCAAAGGUAAAGACAAAGACUUCCCCUUCAGGCCCAAGCCCUACAGGGGCGAACGGCCCUCCUUCCCCCUGGUGGAGACCCUGGGCAGCUCUGGCCCAGGAGGAGGAGGAGGAGGAGGAGGAGGAGGAGGAGGGAUGAAGGGCAGAGCAGAGGGGGGCCUGGCCACAGGUAGUUUGGUGUCAGCAGCGUAUAAACAACACGACAUGGGAGGGAUGGACUGACUGUGACUCUCCUACAGGCUCCAAACACAGAGACACAAAGCCUGAUGGGAUAUCACACUGGUGGACUGCUUCCUCUCCAACCAGAGCACAGGAGCCUCCUCACGAGCCUCCUCACGAGCCUCCUCACGAGCCUCCUCACGAGCCUC
Centropristis striata (black sea bass) is the source of this 1981-nucleotide messenger RNA. It is a transcript of the gene rbbp5, whose product is annotated as retinoblastoma binding protein 5. The record is from RefSeq and is a predicted model, not a curated record. The transcript is spliced from 14 exons. Gene Ontology annotation, molecular function: protein binding. Bases 144 to 1835 code for a protein of 563 amino acids. NCBI's taxonomy places the organism in Eukaryota, Metazoa, Chordata, Actinopteri, Perciformes, Serranidae. Gene Ontology annotation, cellular component: Set1C/COMPASS complex.